UCUCUCUCUCUCUCUCUAUUUCUCCUGCUCUCUUGCUUGCUAUUUCUCUCUCCCUCUUUCCUUCUUUCUCUGUCUCUUUUGCUGUCUUUCUCUAUCUUUGUCUGUUCCUCUUCUAAUUUUCUUUCUAAAAUUCCUCUCUCUCCGUCUCAGUAUCUCUAAUUUGUCAGGCACUCUGCCUCGUUCUAAUUUCUCUUUCACGCUAUCCCUCUCUCUCUUGUGCUCUCACACUCUCUCUCUAUUUUAAUUCUGCCCCUAUCACCAACCUCCAGCUCAGAGGGUGGGAGGGGGGCACGUGGGGGUCUUUGGGCAAAGCAGAGAGAGUGAGAGGACUCAGGUUGGCAAAGAGAAAGUGGUCUCCAGGAACAGUGUGGCUGUAGAAGUCAGCUUUCUCCUCUGAGGGGGUCCUGAAAACAUAGAAUGAUGGAGAUUCUGCUCUGAGGGGACCCCCUCCCCACAUACACAUAGAUCGAAUCCAGGAGCCGAGGGCAGAGGUAAGGAGCCGACGCUGAGCCAUGGUGGCGGAGGAGGUCAUCGUUACAUUGUCCGGAGGAGCCCCGUGGGGCUUCAGGCUGCAGGGGGGAGUGGAGCACCAGAGACCACUGCAGGUUGCCAAGGUGCGUAAGCGCAGUAAGGCAUGCAGGGCGGGACUGAGAGAAGGGGAUGAGCUGGUGUCCAUCAACGACACUUACUGCGGGAAUCUGUCACAUGCUCAGGCUAUGAAUCUAAUUGACAGCAUCCCUGGAGCGCUGCGCAUCAGAGUAAAGAGGACACCGGCUGGCUUCCAGUCGGUAGUUCUGGUGCAACGAGCUCCUUCUCCCCGCAUUGACAAAGAGUACCGUGCUGCCCUUAGGGCCAAAUCCCCAUCCAGCUCCGGCUCCAGACCCCAGCAGCCCAGUGUCCGGCAAGUCCACCACGGCUCAAUGAUGUCCCCGACAGGCCGCAGCGGUCUGACCUCCCCUCCAUGCAGCGAGGCCUAUUAUGGAGAGACGGAUAGCGACGCGGAUGUGGUAGCCCACGAGAAGCAGCGCAGACAGAAGCGACGCAGCCCCAGUAACUCCCCAGGAAAAGGAGGCCGCACUUCACCUGAGGGUGGAGAAACUUCUGAAAUGAGCGGCUAUGACAGUGCACCAGACAUCCUGGGCUUCAGCGUAAUGAGACCUGAGGGGAGAGAACAUAGCUUACCUGGGGUUGCUCGCCGAGAGGUUAUUUACCAGCCCCCUCCAUCGGGAGCUUGGUCCUCCCACACCUCCACUGAGACCUCUUCAAUAAGCGCAGAUGACCAGAGCCCUGUAGUCAUAGAAGAAGACAGCGGGUUCCAGGAGCCCGCAAACUUGCCUCCACUGGUGUCUCCAGAGAGAGCAAAGGAAGCACUGAUGCUAAGCUCACGAAGACAGUUGGUGCCCAUGGUUGGGCCAGUUGACAAACCAGUAGAUGAAGAGCUUACAAUGACCUACAUGGAUAAAGCCAAACAAGCCAAGCUUAACCGUGGGGAGUCACAGCAAGACAAGCAGGUGAAGGAGGCCCAAACCAAGUGCCGUACCAUUGCUUCCCUAUUGACUGACGCACCGAACCCCCACUCCAAAGGUGUUCUUAUGUUCAAAAAACGUCGCCAGCGCUCCAAGAAGUACACUUUGACAAGUUAUGGUAGUGUGGAUGAAGAUAUGCAGCCAGACUCUCAAGAAGAGGACGGUUUCUUCCCUGGAAGUGAAUCAGAGUUUGACGAGGAAGGGUUUAGUGCAGCACCUGAUCCCAUCUGGGACAGUGAAGUCCUGGACAUGCUGGAUAAGAGAUCGGCAUCUAGGGGGUUAGAAGGCGAGGAAAGAGAGGAUACUUUGAGCCCUGGCUUGAGCGACACUAUAGGAAAAGGGGCACAACUAUUUGAGCAACAGAGGAAGAGAGCUGAAGAGCAUGCAAAGAAGAUGGCCACAGUUCAAGUACAGAGUGAGACACGGACACAACAAAUAACACAAUCACAAGGGCUAGAGUUGUCUGUACAGGCAGAAACAAAACAGAAGCCCAGUGUCCAGCCACCACCAGUUGCACCAAAACCUGCUAGACCUCCAGAAUUGAUGCUGCAAAAGGAGACUCCAGCUGCAGAGACAUUAAUCCCAGUACCUGCACCUCAAGCUGCUGUUAGAAACGUGGAUAUCAGCAGUGUAUCCACUGAGGUGCCUAUAACAGACCAACCAAUAACCUCUGUAUCGACCGUAAUGGCUCCACCUCCCACACCUCUGCCAGAGUUGCCAGCGAGCUCAGUGUUAAACCGCACAGCUCGCCCCUUCGCCCCAGGGUUCAUAAGUCACAGAGCAGCCACUGCACCAGUAGUAUUCCGCCCUACCGUUGCUAAAAAGACUCCCAGACCAGUGUCAGUUGCAGUAUUGGCCCCUUUUUUUACCACAGCAUCAGAAGAGCAGCCCAUGGAUGCUGCAUCUACCAAUGUGUCAAUAAAUCAGAUAACUCCUGCUGCUCCUGCUGGGAUGCCCACCACACUUGCCCCUAUGCCCCCUGGCUCUAUCCCACCUCCUGCUGUCAUACCAGAUUCUUUACACUCACAUCCACCACAUAUAUCCUCAUCGAUGGACAAUGAUUUGGCUGCAUCCCCUGCAGCACAGACAGCAAUGCCUGCUGAUUCAUCUUUUCCUACUGCCGGAAUUACUGCUACCACUCCCCAUGCUGGGCUCACUGCCUCCACUUCUAUAACAUCUGUGCCUCCCACUGCAGCUCCUUUCCCAGAGACCUCAACGAUUCUUGCAGGUCCUGCAGCCCUUGUAACUCCAGCUACUCAGGCAAGUCCUGCUAGUCCAGAUGUUCCCCAGUCUCCAGUUGUGUACAGAGAGAAAGCUUCAGGGGCUGGCAAUCGAACUGGCAUUCUUCAAGAAGCUCGCCGUCGAAGUACGCACAAGCCAAUGUUCACAAUGCCUGAAAACAAAAAUAACUCACCUAACCCUGAGCUUCUCUCUUUGGUGCAAAAUCUGGAUGAGAGGCCCAGACAUGAAUAUUCAGAACCUGUCCCUGUCCCUCAAGAAGAUUUGAACAGCAUGGAUAGCAGAAGGGGAAGGAUCCCACCACCAGUGGCUCCUAAACCACGUGUCAUCCCAGAGGUGUCCCAAAUUCCUCAAGCAGAAGGGAAGGGUGCUGAGCUGUUUGCACGAAGACAAAGUCGCAUGGAUCUCUAUGUAGUUGAUUCUACACCUGCAACCCCUCAGCAACAGCAACAGCAGCAGCCACCUCAAAUGCAGCCUCAGCAGCAGUACAUACAGCCUCAACAGCAGUACGUACAGUCUCAACAACCUCAGUCUGUCAUGGCCAUGAUUCAGCCACGAGAGCCUUCGCCCACCCCAUCACAGUGGAAGUACUCCCCAAAUGUACGUGCUCCACCACCCAUUGGGUACAACCCUUUGCUGUCCCCUUCCUGCCCUAUAGGGCUACAGCGUGGGGGUGCAAAGCAUUCUGAUGGAAGCUCCAAGGUGGGUAGGAGUGGUUAUGGAAUCCAAAAGGAAGGCAUCAAAGCCAUAGAUUUUAUGAGGCGACAGCCUUAUCAACUCAACCCGGCCAUGUUCAGUUCUGGAGUUGGCUCAAGUACACAGUUCUUAGGUCCUUCUUACCAGUACCAAAGACAAAUGCAGGAGGGCCACACUUUAACCCAACCUAGACAGGUACCUGUAAAGACGGCUCGGGUGUAUGAGAUCAAACGCUUCUCAACACCUACACCUAUGUCGGGCUCCACAAUAACACCCACUGUGAUCGCUCCUCGCUCGCGAACCACACUUGCUGAACCCAUUUCUCUCUCUCAUAUGACCUCCCCUCCACCAAUGACUACUCCUCAUUCAUCUCAGCAUGUUCACGUACCCACAGCCAUGCCCACACGAGCCCCAGGUCUGCCAGAGCUCCCCAAAAUUUCUUCCACCCCCAUAGGUCACCCUGUGCCCUACUCACCUCCAGCUCCCAUGUCCAGCAUGUUGAGCCUAAACUACUCUGGUCUCCAGGCUGCCAAACAGUUCAAAAGCGCCCCAGAACUUAGUGCCCUGCCGCCCCUGAGGCCUCCAGUGCAGGUACCCAAGCCUCACUUUAUUGCUACGAGGGCUGGAAUACAGCCCCAUGUCUGGAGGCCUGGCACCUUGCACCACUAAGAGGAUGAUGCUCUCUGAUACAAGAGAAUGAAUAAAACCUUGCCUGCUCAUGGCCCCAUCAAAUUAGCUUUCUGAUGACACUUGGUAAUAUUGUUUGAUUUUCUAGUAGAGUAUUUAAGAGACUGAUUGUAGUUUUUUGGGAGGUAUUGUAAGGCUAUGUUCACACAGCAGGUAAAUGUAUUAUAAUAAUAUUAAUAUUAUGUUUCUUCUCUUACUAAUACUCUUAAUAAGCACAUAUAGCCAAUAUUCUUUUCUUCCAGAGUGCUCUGUCUCCGUCAGCCAUAUGAUAAAAAUAAUGUGUAUGUGGAAUGGCAAUUUUGAUAUAAAAGGUCAGUCGUCUGGUGGUCAUUUCCUCUUUACACGUAUACUAAAAGGCCAUACCGGAUCAAGCUUGCUGGCAGACAGUACUUUUUGCAUAGUAAAUAAUUAUCAUAGCAACAGUGCUUUCAUCAAAUCAGCAAAUUUAACACUUUAUUUGAUAUUUUAUGCAAAGGAUGUGUAAUGCAACCUUUUAGGUAUAAAAAACACAUGCUUUGUACCAUUAAAUUGGAGAUCUAUCACGGAAACCUGUUUGUCGUUGUGAUCGAUUUUCCAUUGAAUGUGAGCUCAAACUUGUGUAAAAUGUUUUUUUCCCCCCCAUACCACUACAGUAAGCCCAAAUGUGAUUCCUUUGACACUGCAGCCCUGUCCGUAGCAAAAACAAUAUGUAUCUUGUUAUUUUCCUAGAAAAGAAGAUAUUUAGGUCUGUUAUCUCAUUUUCCUGCCACUGAAACCCUCCCUCACGGCUGUCAUCACAUAAAAGUCCUGCUGUGUUUCAUGAAUGUAUUGAAUUUCAAUACUACAUAUGAAUGUUUCUCAAAUCCAAUCCUUUUUCAUAAAUGUACCUGCUGUGUAAAUAUAGCCUUAGUUAGCCUUUAAUUGCACUGGUUCUGAGUACAAAAAGCACUAUUUAAUUAGCUUUCAUUCUUGUAACUACAAUCUACAGUACAGAUUGACACUUUACAUAGUAAAAUAUCUGUAAAGCUCUAUAUAUCAAAUCCUGUCGAUUUUUGUUUUAGCAUUUCAUAUCGUAUUUCACAAAGCUGCUAGUUUUAAAAUCAUGUAAGAUGAUCUUUUAGAAUUCAUGGCAGAGGUUUGCAUAGAAGAUCAUCUCCCAGAGCAGUCUCAAGUCAUUGACUGCUAUGUAGGGGUUAUGGGGUGAGCAACAUAAACUUUAGGAGAAGAAUCAUAUGCAGGCAAAGCAUUUAAGCAAGUACAGGAAAUGGACAAAUGACUGGACUGACAAUAUUGAAUCCAUAGGAUUCCUAAAGAACGUUGGAGAAGGUUCUUUGGAUUGUUGACUGUUUGGAUUUGCUACACUGGCAAAGCACCUGGGAUAGCUGGCCUAAAGUUGUCCCUCUAGAGGCAGCUUUUGGUUUUGCUGGGUCUUGGAUUGCUUGAAAUAGGGGUUUUUGAAUGUAGCUGUUGGCCACCCUGGCUCCCACAGACCUAUCAGAAAUGAUAUCUCAUCUGGCAGAGUCUGGAUGGAACAGGUGCAUGGGUGUCAGAACCUAUUUGUGGGAGCAAAGUAAACAGCGAACCAGGAUCGUCCCAAAGGGUCUUGACUAGAUGUGUGGCAUUCAUGAACUACUCAUCUUAUAUUAAGCAGAUGGCAUAGAGACAGCUCAUAUAUGUGUUAUUAAUUGUUUUGAACAGUGACUUUACAAGAUAUGAGGUCAAACCAGCAUGAAGUAAAAGCACAGUCUUGUUUGAUAGACGCAAAAAAUGGCCUAAAGUACGAAGCUGAGAAUUGGGAGAAUUAUUAUUAUAUAUAUAUAUAUAACCAGUGACCCUCGACUUGCUUAGACAUCCUGAUACAGGUGUUUAGGUAUGGUUAGAAAUACAGUCAUUUAUUAAUUAUGGAAUUUGGAGAGAGAUUCCGUUUACUGUUAUUCUUGUAACAUAAGGGACAAUUUAGAUUUGUUAGUAAGAUGGCAAAAUUCACAGCUAUUCUGUGGUAAUUGGAUGUGAUCAUUAUUAAGAGAAGAAGGGAAUCAGAAAGCCAGGCUGAUCUAUUGUCAGGCUGCAAUGAAGGAAAUAGGAAGUUGUACAGGAAACAAAUAUGAAAAUCUGACAUUUAGUUUAAUAUACAUAUUUUUUUAAUUGACUAGCCAAAACUUGAAUUAGAUAAAGCGCUGAACAUCUAACACAGAACUCGCCUAUUUACUCCUCAAUGACUCAUAUGUUCUUCAGUAAACUGUAACUAAACAUCAUUGUGAUGAUUACUCAUAGUUUAAUCAUACCUUAAAAUUACAUUAAUCGUUUCUUACAAACUCACUGGAAGAGCUAUUUUAGUCCACUUAUAAAAAAAAUGUUUUAAAUGGUUAUUUUAGCAAUCACAUAGUAUAAUCACUCUUAGGCAUUUAGGUCAUGUUUAGAACAAGGUGUAGAGCUUUAAAGCAGAGUUUUACAAUCCUGGCCCUGGAGACACACUCUCAGUGCUUUCCCUGCUCCCAAAACACCUUAUUCACUAAAUCAGCUUAUUAACAAUCAAUUCAGAUUGUCAGUGGGUGUUAAAGCAGGUAAUCCACUAAAUGUGCCAGGCAGAGAAUCUCCCAAUCUCAGGGUUGAGAAACAGUGAUCUACACAACCUUCACUUGAUAAAAAUGUUCUUUACUAAUUUAAAGGAUCUCUAUUACAAACAUGCUCCUAUUUGAAACCAAAAGUGUUUCAUUAAUGGCAUCUGUCAAAUAACCAUUUAAAGCACCUUUAUAUUAAGAGUGUAAUCUGAGGGGUCAGUAUGUUUGAAAUGGCUGUCAUGUAUGUUUCUGUGCUUUAUGUAACCAAACUAGUAGACUUUAUGGUAAAUGAGACUGAGUGUAGAAUUGUAUCUGAGUUUAUGAAGCAAAGAUACAAUGAACUGAAUGAUCUUUUGAUGGAAAAACUUAAGUUAUUUUUCAUGAAAUAAAAAUAAACUGAAAUACA
Molecule: messenger RNA, 7094 nt
Organism: Astyanax mexicanus (Mexican tetra)
Lineage: Eukaryota; Metazoa; Chordata; Actinopteri; Characiformes; Acestrorhamphidae
Gene: synpo2la
Product: synaptopodin 2-like a
Exons: 4
Coding region: 513-4130 (1205 amino acids)
Biological process (GO): positive regulation of actin filament bundle assembly
Cellular component (GO): nucleus; actin cytoskeleton; Z disc
Molecular function (GO): actin binding
Source: RefSeq, a predicted model, not a curated record